CUCCUCUUUCUGCACCCCGUGAGCCCCAUCGUCCUGAAAGUCGUGUCGUGUCUGAAAAUGCCACCAGCUACAUGACAGCUUGCCUUCCUUCUUGAUUUCUUCCAUUUCUUUCGAAAAUAUAUAUUCAAUUCUCUCUUGUAGAAAUACCACUAACAUCGUCUGCCAUGAAUCAUCAACUCAGAGACAUGUCUUGGGCCAAACCCCUCUCUGUCGACCUGAUCCUCAAAGUUCUCAAUGUUACGUUCCUACACCCUUUCGUAGCCUGGAUGGUCCCACUUUGCAUGCGAGCGCAAGCUAUGCGAUGGCAGCAUCCAGCAAUUCAGAUUGCGAUCGGGUAUGCUGCUGUCUUAACUGCUCUAUUCUUCGUCAAUGUCCUCAAUAAACAGAUCGCCUACUCCAAACCGCGCAAGGUCGACUUUUCUGAAGAGGUGAUUGUGAUCACCGGGGGCGCCAGUGGCUUGGGACUGUUGAUUGCGGAAGUCUACGGUAUGCGAGGAGCUUCCGUAGCCGUGUUGGAUGUCAAAGAGCUGGAGUCUGGAGAAGCGCGAGGCGUUUACGUAUAUAAAUGCGAUGUUGGGGACAAGAAACAGCUUGCGAAGACGUCAAUUGAGAUUGAAAGAGAUGUCGGUACACCCUCUAGCAACUUUAAAUAUAAACUGACAUGAGAUUUAGCUCGGUACUCCAACAGUUCUCAUCAAUAACGCAGCAGUCGUCAGCGGCAAGCCUCUUCUCGACCUAUCCCUCGAUGAAAUAGACAACAAUUUCCGUGUCAACCUUCUAGCACACUUCUACACCCUGAAGACGUUCCUCCCAAGCAUGGUCCGCGCUGGCCAGGGCACAAUUGUGACCGUAUCAAGUAUCAUUGGCAAGUUAGGUGCCGCACGACUCAGCGAUUACGCCGCCGCAAAAGCAGGCAUCACAGCCAUGCAUCGAUCGUUGGCGGCAGAGCUCAAAUCGACACCUGACAUCAAGACCGUCUUGGUUACACCUGGCCAACUAACUACACCUCUUUUCACCGGGGUGAGGACCCCCAGUGGUUUCUUUGCGCCGGAAUUGGAGCCAGUCGAUGUUGCAAAAGAGAUCAUUGCCGCCAUUGAUGCAGGCACUAGCGCAGAGGUGUCACUUCCACUUUAUGCAAGAUGGAUCGAUUGGAUGAAUGUAAUGCCGGUGGGAGUUCAGGCCAUUUUGAGGAAAAUAAGUGGUGUAGAUCGCGGGAUGAACACAUUUGUUGGACGGAAGAAGGAAUCGUGAUAGAAUUUCUGGUGCUGGCGCCGAGACUAAUGUAAUAUAUAGUGUAGAAUUAAUUUACCAUAUUUACCAUGAAUAGAUCAAGUAAUCAUCAUUCUGACUAGUCUUCCCCAGGCAAUUUCCUUUGGGAUGGUGUUCUGAAAUUUCUCAUUUGAGAGCACGCAGCAACUGCACAAAUAGUCCGUGCACAGAAUUUAUCUAGGCGCGAACCCUCUGAACGCGAGAAAAUAGCAACCUCAAUAAAGCUCAUACUACCCCUCCCCACCUCACUCCACAUACCGCCUCAUACCUUGACAUCCCGCACGAACAACCUGAAAUUCUCCUGCCUGCUAUACUAAUUUCAAGAUGCAGGCCCCCGUGCUGGUUAUGAGUAAGUUAUCAAUUCUGAGCACCCCACCAUCCCACGAAUAGCGAGCGCUCUUACUGACAACUCUUCCGCAGACACCCAAAGUGGUGAUAGACAGACUGGGCGAAAGGCGCAGUUAUCGAACAUCACAGCAGCAAAGACGUAAGCUUUGAGAGCAGCCUUGGAGUUUCCGGCCAGUCACUUAUACAAACCAGAGUCGCAGAUAUUAUUCGAUCAUGUUUGGGUCCAAAGGCUAUGUUGAAGAUGUUGUUGGAUCCUAUGGGAGGUAUCGUGUUGACCAACGAUGGGCAUGCCAUCUUACGAGAAAUCGAGGUAUCACAUCCUGCGGCAAAGAGUAUGAUCGAGCUUAGCAGAACACAAGAUGAAGAAGUUGGGGAUGGAACGACGACAGUGAUCAUUCUGGGUAGGGCAACACGGAAUUUAGAUCUUGACUAUAGCUAACCCUUUCCAGCUGGUGAAAUUCUUGCUCAAGCACUCCCACAGCUCGAGCGAAAUAUCCACCCCGUUGUGAUCAUAUCCGCAUUUAAAGCAGCUCUUAAAGACGCCCUCGAGAUUAUUGAUGAAAUUUCUCUUCCAGUCGACGUCGAUGAUGACAAAGCCAUGUACCAACUUAUUUCCUCCUCUAUCGGAACCAAAUUCGUCUCUAGGUGGUCAGAACUCAUGUGCAAUCUUGCACUUAAGGCUGUGCGAACAGUAACGCACGAAGUUGGCGGCGGAAAGAUGGAAGUCGAUAUCAAGCGUUAUGCUCGCGUUGAGAAGGUUCCAGGAGGAGAGAUUGAGGACAGUCGAGUGUUGGACGGUGUCAUGCUCAAUAAGGAUAUUACCCACCCAAAGAUGAGAAGACGGAUAGAGAACCCAAGAAUUAUCUUGUUGGAUUGCACUUUGGAAUACAAGAAGGGAGAAUCUCAAACCAACAUCGAAAUCAGUAAGGAAGAGGACUGGAACAAGAUCUUGCAAAUUGAGGAGGAACAGGUUAAACUCAUGUGUGAUGCCAUUCUCGCUCUCAAGCCAGAUUUAGUUAUCACCGAGAAGGGUGUUUCAGGUAAGUUUGUUUCUUCUUACCCGUGUCGAAAUACUAACAAAUCUAGAUCUUGCACAGCAUUACUUGAUGAAGGGCAAUGUUACAGCUCUUCGUCGGGUCCGCAAAACCGACAACAACAGAAUAGCACGUGCUACAGGUGCAACGGUUGUUAACCGGGUGGAUGAUUUACAAGAAUCGGAUGUAGGAACUGACUGUGGUCUCUUCGAGAUUGAAAAGAUUGGUGAUGAGUACUUUACAUUCCUCACGAAGUGCAAAAACCCCAAAGCCUGCACCAUUCUGCUCCGAGGACCCUCUAAGGACAUUCUGAACGAGAUUGACCGAAAUUUGGCUGAUGCUAUGGCCGUCGCCCGAAACGUCAUGUUCCACCCCAGAUUAUCACCAGGUGGUGGUGCAACAGAAAUGGCUGUUGCUGUCAGAUUGGGGCAACUCGCCAAGAGUAUUGAGGGUGUUCAACAAUGGCCAUACAAAGCUGUUGCUGAGGCCAUGGAAGUCAUUCCCCGAACUUUGAUUCAGAAUGCUGGUAACAGUCCAGUGAGAGUCUUGACAGAAUUACGUGCCAAGCAUGCUGAAGGCGGAAGCUCAUGGGGUAUCGAUGGAGAUGUUGGCAAACUUGUUGACAUGAAGGAAUAUGGUGUUUGGGAGCCAGAAGCUGUUAAGCUGCAAAGCAUCAAGACUGCUAUCGAGGUAUGUGAUGGUACAUUUUUAUUAUUUUGGUUGUAUUAUACUAAUCUAUCCUACAGUCCGCCUGCCUACUGUUGCGAGUAGAUGAUAUUUGCAGCGCAAAAGCUGCGAGACAAGGUGGAGGUGGCGGUGGUGGGGAAGAGUAAACAUCUUGCUGUUAGUGUACUAAUAAAAGCAAUGAAUACGACGCGCAUACCCUUGUACCAUAGUAUAGAAGCUCGGGAAAAUGUAUGCGCGAUUUGAUGCCAAAGAAACCUCUUAACUGCCAGCCAUUAGAAGGCUCAGCGUACUUCCUCAA
Hymenoscyphus albidus is the source of this 3636-nucleotide messenger RNA. NCBI's taxonomy places the organism in Eukaryota, Fungi, Ascomycota, Leotiomycetes, Helotiales, Helotiaceae. The record is from the annotation of a GenBank genome assembly.